Molecule: messenger RNA, 1200 nt
Organism: Colletotrichum aenigma
Lineage: Eukaryota; Fungi; Ascomycota; Sordariomycetes; Glomerellales; Glomerellaceae
Exons: 2
Coding region: 1-1200 (399 amino acids)
Source: RefSeq, a predicted model, not a curated record
AUGUCUUCAGGACUCGGCAAUUUCAUGAAAAAUGGGUGGCAUCCUGAGAAAGAGGGAACUACGCUCAAGGGCCAAGUGAAUGGACUUUUGGGCAGGAACAAGGAGAAGGACCGAGCAGACCACGUCGCCAGACCACUAUCGUCUCUACAAGAUCCCUCUUCCUUUGCACCGCCGCCGAGGAGAGAUCCACGCCAACCUAUCCCGCCGCCGCCUCCACGAUCGACUGCAACGUCGCCUGGUGUACCGCCUCCGCCUUACGAGGACAAUCGCUACGCCCAGCAACAAGAGGAAGAGGAGGCGCCUCCGCCACAACCAUUCCGGGUCAACACGACGGGCUUGUCGACUUCUCACCUGCCCCCGCCGCCGGGACGGAAAGAUGGCGCCGACGGAAGGACCCCUGGCCAGACGGCAACACGGCCGCCGCCGAGCCUGCCCCCGAGACUCCCACCCCGAACACCAUCCUCAACCUCGGUAGCUACCGCGCCAGCAUCACCUGCACCUCCUCCGACAUCCAGCGGCGGAGGAUACCUCAACCAAAAUGCACUUAACCGGCUUGGAUCCGCUGGGCUAUCGGUACCUGCCCUAGGCAUUGGAAGGCCGGCCCCCCCCGAUCCCCCGUCCCGCUCCAACAACAGCAGUCCUGCACCGCCCCCGCGAUCAGGGGCUUUCUCGCCGCCUAGCACCGGCCAGAUGAACGAGCUGCAAAACCGCUUUGCGAAGCUAGGCAAGAGCUCAGGGCAAUCAGCCAGCCCGCCGCCAACGGAAGGGACUACAAUGGAACAAAAGCAGGCAGCUCUCCGUACGGCAUCCAACUUCCACAAGGACCCGAAAUCAGUGUCAAUGGCAGAUGCUCGCUCUGCGGCGUCCACGUUCAACAACUUCCGUCAACGACAUGGGGAGCAGGUCGCUGCCGGCGUCAAGAGUGCAAACAAUCUGAAUCAGAAGUACGGCAUUGCCGACAAGGUUGGAAAGUAUGCCGGGCAGGCCAGCGGGCAGCAGCAGCAGCAGGCGGGUAAUUCGAGUACCGCGUCUACGCCAUUGUCCCCGCCGCCCGGACUCGUGAACGCUCUAGGGAAGAAGAAGCCGCCUCCGCCUCCGCCGCCGAAGAAGAAGCCUCAGAUCGGCGGGGCGCCUCAGCCGACGCCGCCCGGCGAUGAUGAGCCCCCUCCGAUUCCCUUGGCAACCAAGCCGACGUUCUAG